CCUAUAGUUUUAUUUUCAAUUUCAGGGCUUGGCAGUCACAGACCAGGAGAUGGUUAAGACUUAUGGUGAUGUUGUUGGAGUUUAUAUGGGACACUCACCUCUGCUGUUGGUGUCAAAUCCAGACACAAUUAAAGAAAUAAUGGUUAAGGACUUCUCAAGAACUCCCAACAGACCAAAGACGUUCAUUACAAGAAAUGAGAUGAGUCACAGCCUGAUAAAUACGGACAAUGACCAUUGGCGAUUUCUCAGGAACACUCUGCUGCCUACUUUUUCUUCGGGUAAAAUGAGAAUGAUGGAACCAUUAUUUAAAGCAAAGUACGAACAAUUACUGGAAAAUCUUAAUAAUAAAGUCAAAACUGGAAAACCGAUAGAGUUUAAAGAGGUAUUUGGUGCUUACACGAUUGAUGUUAUAGCCUCGACUGGAUUUGGUGUCGACAUCGACUCUCAGAAAAAUGCCGACAGUGACUUCGUCAGACAUGCCAAGACAUUCUUCAAUAUUUCGUUUAGCCCAGUCCUAUUAUUAAUCCUAAUGUUUCCAAAAUUUGAUGCUGUGUUGGACUGGUUCGGGAAAUCCCCUUUGAAUCGACUUGAACCUAUGUCUUUCUUCAGAAAUGUCGUCCAACAAGUCAUUGGUCUCCGAAAAGAUGACAAAGAGAAACGCAAAGACCUGCUGCAGAUGAUGUUGAAUGCGCACCACGACACUGAUGUUAACGAUAAUGAAGUAAAACAGAGUUACGUAGAUGCUGACAAAUGGAGGACAAGAGGCUUAUCGAUGGAGGAGGUGCUGGGGAAUUCCAUUCUGUUCAUGUUAGUGGGGUAUGAUACCACCUCUAACGCCCUGACCUUUGCCUCUUAUAACCUCGCUACAAACCCAGAAUGUCAGGAAAAGCUGAUUGAAGAGAUCGACACCGUUCUGGGAAAGGAGUGCCCUAAUUAUGACAACAUACAGAAACUGGACUAUCUAGACAGAGUGUUCUGUGAGUCACUCCGGCUGUACCCCUCCGCUGCCAGGACUAACAGACUAGCUGAGUCAGAUGUUGUCAUUGAAAAUUACACAAUUCCAAAGGGCACUGAUAUUUCGUUCCCCAUAUACAGCAUACACAGAGACCCCAGGUACUGGGAGGACCCUGAGAAGUUUGAUCCAGACAGGUUUACCCCAGAAAACAAAGCUAAGAGACAUCCCUAUGCUUAUCUCCCGUUUGGGCAUGGACCACGCAGCUGUAUAGGCAUGCGCCUUGCCCAAGUGGAGAUGAAGUUCGCAAUGACCUACAUUCUUCAACACUACAGAUUUAAAACUUGUGCAGAAACGGAGAUUCCACUGACAAUAUCCAAAGCAGGACUCUUGAAACCAGAAAACGGUGUCAAACUAUUGCUGGAACCCCGAGAGUGAACAUUAUAUUCACAUCUGUACAGUUAAUACUGAACAUGAUCGUGUAUUAAAACAGAUGAAAAUAUAUCUUGUAGGUUUAAAACUUUCUUUUACUUGUACUUGUAUAUUGUAUUAUAAACGUGGAUCAUUAAUGUAUAGAAAAUUAUUUGCCAUUGUACAUGUACAUGAAAUUAAUGUGAUUUUGUUUUCUAAGUAUUUGAAGUGUUUAUUACAUGUGUUUAGAAUAGCUAGAGGAUCCCUGGGUAUAUACAUAAUAAAAAUUUAAAUGAUAGAUAUUUUUGUACUUAUUAAUUGGCUUUGUAAUAUAAUGAUG
Saccostrea cuccullata (small rock oyster) is the source of this 1703-nucleotide messenger RNA. Its product is annotated as cytochrome P450 3A11-like. The record is from RefSeq and is a predicted model, not a curated record. The transcript has 12 exons. Lineage: Eukaryota; Metazoa; Mollusca; Bivalvia; Ostreida; Ostreidae. Gene Ontology annotation, molecular function: steroid hydroxylase activity; iron ion binding; oxidoreductase activity, acting on paired donors, with incorporation or reduction of molecular oxygen. Bases 50 to 1390 code for a protein of 446 amino acids.